CCUUGCAGAGGAAUCGCCCCUCCCUCAAGCUCACAUUUGCUUUCCAAUCGGCAAGCCUUCCCUCCAGCAAGAUCGUGAGUCCACCCUCUGAAUCACAGCAUCUGCCAUUGUGCUCAACGCAUCACCUCCAGCCUUUGCCAAGCAGCCUUCUUUGCCCCCCAUGAGUGACUCCAACGACGCCAGCGAAAUAUCAAACCUCGGAGCCGAUGUCGACAAGGAGGUUCUCGAUGAGGAGCCGCGCUCCAUCCUGCUGGGGCUCAUCUCUCAGCUCCGGAAAGACAUGGAUCUACACCGGGUGACGCUGCCGACCUUUGUCCUGGAGCCCAGAAGCAUGUGCGAACGAAUCACUGAUUUUAUGAGCCAUCCACAGCUGAUCUUGGGAACGUCCAAGAAAGACGAUCCGAUGGAGCGCUUCAUCGAUGUCGUGCGAUACUAUCUCUCCGGCUGGCAUAUCAAGCCCAAGGGAGUCAAGAAACCGUAUAACCCUGUUCUCGGCGAGUUCUUCCGAUGCCGAUACAAGCUCGAGGACCAGACCGAAGCCAUCUACGUCUGCGAACAAGUCUCGCACCACCCGCCCAUCAGUGCAUACUUUUACGCCUCGCCCGACAACAACCUGGUGAUCGAGGGGGAUCUCCGUCCCAAAUCGCGGUUUCUGGGGAACUCGGCUGCCACGAUCAUGGGGGGCGGAAGCCGGAUUCGGUUCCUGAACCGCCCCGGCGAAGAAUACCACAUCUCCCUGCCCAACAUGUAUGUCCGCGGCAUCUUGUUCGGCACGAUGUAUCUUGAACUCGGCGACGAAGUGACCAUCCAGUGUCCGGAGCUUGAUCUGACGUGUGAACUCGAGUUCAAGACAAAGGGAUUCUUCUCGGGAACCUACAAUGGCAUCGCAGGCAAAAUCAAGCGAGAAUCGUCUGGCGACAUACUCUACAAGAUCAGCGGCAAGUGGUCCGAGGUCAUCUUCAUCAGCGCCGUCGGCAAGAAGGGCUGCCAGGCCGAACAGGUCCUCUUUGACGUAUCCAAGGAAAAGUGCUCCGCCAAGAUCGUCCAGCCAGAGUGCGAGCAGGAAGAAUUCGAAAGUCGCCGACUCUGGAGCAGAGUCACCAAGGCCAUCGGCGCUCGGAACAUGGACGAUGCUACCGACGAGAAGACAGCAAUCGAGGACAACCAGCGGCGAGCCGGCAAGGAGAGGACCGUUGAGGAGAUACACUGGCAAACUCGGUUCUUUGAGCCAAGUGGCCCGAACUGGAAGCUGAGACUGGGCGACAGUAUAUACAACGAUCCCGCGGCUGCCAAGAAGGCCCUUGCCGACUUUAUAUACUCGCCCGCACAGCUCCCACAGCACCAAAAGUUCUGGCUGGACGAGUCAGCCGGCAGCCCUACGAAACAACGGGCCGACUAGUGCCCACAAACCGCGCGCCAAAGUGAACACCCAGCCAGCCGGCCAAGGGCGCCGAGUCUCCAACAUAGGCUCUUGGUCUGGUGCAUUACAGCAGCGGAAGGCAUAUGGACAGUACCGC
Molecule: messenger RNA, 1517 nt
Organism: Polychytrium aggregatum
Lineage: Eukaryota; Fungi; Chytridiomycota; Chytridiomycetes; Polychytriales
Exons: 5
Coding region: 161-1399 (412 amino acids)
Cellular component (GO): membrane; cytosol; intracellular membrane-bounded organelle
Molecular function (GO): sterol binding
Source: RefSeq, a predicted model, not a curated record